Messenger RNA from Cynara cardunculus var. scolymus (artichoke), 825 nucleotides. RefSeq lists its product as uncharacterized. Lineage: Eukaryota; Viridiplantae; Streptophyta; Magnoliopsida; Asterales; Asteraceae. The coding region runs from base 1 to 825 and encodes 274 amino acids. The record is from RefSeq and is a predicted model, not a curated record. Gene Ontology annotation, biological process: DNA repair; telomere maintenance. The transcript has a single exon. Gene Ontology annotation, molecular function: DNA helicase activity.
AUGGCAAAGAGGCAGGCAGUAGAGGCACUCGAUAGAACAAUGCAAGACAUCACUGGGGUGAGACUUCCAUUUGGUGGGAAAAUAAUGAUUAUGGGAGGUGAUUUUAGACAGGUGUUGCCAGUAAUGAGACAUGACACUCGAGCACAGAUUGUAGACUCAAGCUUACGGAUGUCACCUAUUUGGUCUUCGAUUAAAAAGUUGUGGUUAACGAUCAAUAUGAGAGCACUUACUGAUCCAUGGUUUUUAGAUUUUCUGUUACGUGUCGGCGAUGGAGAUGAAGAAUCAGUAGAUGGAAACUUCAUUCGCAUACCUGAUGACAUGGCCAUUCCUUACACAAAUAAAAAUGAAUCGAAGGAUGUUUUGAUUGAUGCAAUAUUUCCUUCUCUUCAAACAUGCGAGACUGCUUCAGAUUAUAUCAUUUCAAGGGCGAUACUAACAACAAAAAAUGAGCAUGUCGACGAGAUUAAUGAUCAGUUGAUUGAAAGAUUCUGUGGAGAGGAAAAAAUUUACUACAGUUUUGAUGAAGCAGAAGAUGACAAGAAUAAUUUAUAUCCGAUGGAGUUCUUAAACUCACUGACUGUUAGCGGUUUGACCCCUCAUUACAUCCGGCUUAAAAUUGGAUGUCCGAUAAUACUAUUGCGGAAUAUCGACCCCUCAAAUGGAUUGUGUAACGGCACGAGGUUGAUAUGUAGAGGUUUUCAGCAGAAUGCUAUCAAUGCAGAAAUAGCUGUUGGUCAGCAUGCUGGUAAGAGGGUUUUUUUACCAAGAAUUCCUCUAUGUCCGUCUGACGAUGAUAUGUUUCCCUUUAAAUCAAAGAGAAAAUAA